Messenger RNA from Zychaea mexicana, 480 nucleotides. RefSeq lists its product as uncharacterized. The record is from RefSeq and is a predicted model, not a curated record. The coding region runs from base 183 to 428 and encodes 81 amino acids. The transcript has 2 exons. NCBI's taxonomy places the organism in Eukaryota, Fungi, Mucoromycota, Mucoromycetes, Mucorales, Lichtheimiaceae.
UACCAAAAACAAACAUUAUGCCGAAAUGCGAACUUGCUUAAGCCCACCAACAAUAAUAGCCGACAAGAAAGCUCUACACCACCAAAUGCUACAAGCUUAAAUAAUCUACAACAGCAGACCGCUUUUAUUCUGACAUUGUGCAUCACAAUGAACCUGUUUAUAAUAGUAGCAAAACAAUAUAUAUGGAUGUCGAUGAAGAACAGAUAAGCUUACUUGACGAUAGUGGUUCAUCCAGAGAAAGCGACACCAGCGAUGAUCUGGCCUUUGAUAUGGACGACUUUUGCGCAGAAGAUAUCAAUGACAAUACCAUCUUCCAUGAUGUUUCUAAUUCGACAUCCAUACCUGAAAAUGUCAUACGUGACAUGCGCCUUUGGCGUAUCAUGCAAAGGUUCAAUGUUCCAAGAGCAUGCUACGAAAAUGCACGCUGACAAACCCGCUUAAGUUGAGUAUACUUUACAAGAAAUUACCAGAAAUAACCAG